AUGGAGCAGUCAUUCAAUUGUUGCAUACUUUUAAGCAAUACUUCUGGCACUUUUACAUUUGGAAAUUUAUCGGUUGACAUUUUCAAUAACAAUAAUAAUAAAUUUGUUGAUUUUGUUGAUAAAAAAAUCAGCUUAAACAAAUUCAAAGUUGUCCAUAUUAGAGAUCAAAUCUGUCGAAUAAAAAAUGUUGCUAUUUCUGAUAAUAUGAAACUUUGGAAACUUAAUGAUAUCAAAUAUAGAGAUAUUCACGGUCAAAAUAUUUCUACCAAUGAAGACGUUGUACAAAAACUUCAUGGAAUAGAAAUGGAACUUCAUGAACUUUUUGAAGAAUAUUUUCGAGAUGAAAUAGAUAAUCCAAAUUUUGCAGUGUCUAACAUCCAUAUUAUCACUAUAAUCCCCACCACUGGUCAACUUGUUGGAAUUAGCAAGUCAGUUGGAUCACUUGAGGAGACCUUGUCCGUUAUCUUACAGAACAUACCAACUGAAAAAAUUAAAACAUCAAAUAAGACAAUCAAAAUCCCGGAAAAAAUGCCACUAAAGGAACGUGAUAUUAAUGAAUCAUUGAUGGUAUUUAACAGUAAUGUUAACAACUCUUUUGAUCCAACAACUUCCAAAUCGAAUUUUGACUUCCUUGUCUGUAGCGGGGCGGCCGGAAUAGGUAAAACCCGUUGGGGAAAGGAGUUCUUCAACUCUAUUGAACGAGAUUGGAAGCCACCAUCGAAACCACAGGAUUGGGAGGACAACUUAUGGAGUUGGAAAGAACCACACUUUCUCUAUCUUUUUCUUGAUUUUGUAAAUGGUGUUCGCCUUUCUGACCUUGAUGUAAAUCAGUCAGCAUCUAUCAUUCUUGGGCUUAGGAUAGCCUAUGACUAUUUUGCGCGUGAUAAAAUGUCAUUUGAAGCCUUUCAGUUUCAGGCACUUUACUUUAUUGAUCGUUUCAGAAUAAAUUGUGUGCUCAGUUGGAUUCAAGAAUCAUUAAAUCUUCGCCCUGAACAAAAGCUCAUAAUAAUUCUUCACAUUGAUGAAUAUCAAGAAAUUUUCACUUUCGAAGACAAUUGGAAAGCAGGACUGACCGACAAAGGACUUUUUAAAGAAAUUUUGUAUGCCCUCGGACCUUUGAUGAUAGAUUCUAAUAUCAAAUAUUAUGUUCAAACAUUUUUAUCAGGGACAGUAACACGAGAUGUUACCAAGAACUUUAAACCAACAGAAUAUUCCUUCAAAUUUGUUCAGUGUCCCCUUUUAUCAACUAAAUCAAUUAUUGAAAUAGUUGAUUAUUUUGCUAAACAAGUAGAUAAAGAGGGAUAUUGGAUGUCCAACACCAAAUUUUUACAGCUUUUGUACGAUACUGGUGGACUUCCACGAGCAUUGGAAACUGUUCUUGAAGAAUGUUACAAAAGAGAAUCAUUCUUUCUAAAACUGAAAGAUAAAAAUUUUACUUUAUUUAACGAUAUGUUCCAUGCUAUAAUUAAUAGCCUAACAAAGAAGUAUAAAUUAGACAAGUUUAUUGGGAAUAACCACAAAGCUAGUUAUCAGCUUUUGUACUAUUGCAUUGGAGCCAUUCCAGUUCAGCUUGAUACAAUUAUCAGUAAGGUGCCAAUGGUUUUGACGAUAGAAAACAUGGAGCGCGAUGGAUUUUUGAUUCUAACUAGUGAUGGUCCUAAUUACUUGAUUGAAAUGCCUUUUUACUUUAUUUACAUAUACAAUACAUGGUUGAAUAUAAUCCCUGCUACUAUACACAAAACGUUCCAGCCUGACUCAAAGAUGGCCUGGGAUACCUGGGAGAUUUUUGUAGCUAACUAUGAGAUAUUUCGCAAUAACCUAUUGGUUGAACUAGAGCAUUAUAAAGAAAUUCCUUUGAGGAAAUUUUAUCGCGGAGCAAUCGGCAAAGACUCUGUUCUGAACAUUUGGAUUAGGCUCGAAAAGCUUGACUUAUGUGAUGCAAAAAAUCAAUUUCCAAAAACUGGUCUUCCAAUUAACCGCUCAAACAACGAAGUCAUGAAGCUGGAUGGCUUGGUCUUUAUAAAUGGCCAUUCGGCAAAAUUUGCUGAUGUCUUUUUAGUACGUAAAACAGUUCCUGAAAAUAAAAAUCUUAUUAUAGGGUUCCAACAAAAAUGGUACACUACUUCGAAAGAACUUACUAUAGAUGAUAUAAAAGAUGAAUGUAAUAAGAACAAUAAUGCUUUCAAACAUACAAAAGAUAGGGAUUUGAAGAAAUUUCUUAAGAAAUCUAUUAUUGUGACUGUCAUCUUCACAUCGCGACCAUUCAAAGCGAACCCCAAAGAUUUACCAAAUAACUGCCUGGUUAUUUCAAAGGAGAACUUCAAGCAGUAUUUUGGCCCCUUGUUUUCCUCACGAUUGACUUUUGAUAUUAUAAAUAAUCUCAAUAUCAAUUCCGCAGAACCCAAACGAAUCGCUGAAGCGAUUAAUGGGAUUGGAGAAAUUUUAUCUAAGGCCAUAUAUGACAACCGUCCUUACAAAAGUGUAAACGAUCUUAUUGAAAAGAACUUAACUUAUAAAGAGCAACUUGAGAAUGCUAGAACACAGCUGGAAAAUUGCUCAUACGCUCCAUAUUCAUUCUUUCUAGAUAAUGAGCAUGAUUUAAUGAUGUUAGAUGAAUGUGAUUCAUACUCAAAUUAUAAUAUUUCUGAUAUAGACAUGGAAGUUGACUUAUGA
Molecule: messenger RNA, 2673 nt
Organism: Funneliformis geosporum
Lineage: Eukaryota; Fungi; Glomeromycota; Glomeromycetes; Glomerales; Glomeraceae
Source: the annotation of a GenBank genome assembly